GCCUCAUCUGAAGUCAAUUGACGAAGAUCACAAGAGUGUGUCAUGAGUGCUUCCAACGAUGCCGACCGCCAAAUCAAGCAAAUGGUGAACUUUAUCUUGCAGGAAGCGCAAGAAAAGGCGAACGAGAUCCGUAUUAAGACGGAACACGAUUUCAACUUGGAAAAGCAAAUGUUGGUGCACAAUGCGAAGUUGAAGAUCCAAGAAGAGUAUGCCCGCAAGGAGAAGGAGCGUGAAAUUAACAAGCGCAUUUCCCGGUCGGCUGAAAUUGGCGCGUCCCGCCGCAAGAAGAUGAUUGCCCGCGAAGAACUCUUGCAGGCGUUGAUCACGGAAGGCAAGGCCCGAUGCGCUGAAGCCACGAAUAACGAAGCGUCGUAUCGUACGUUGCUUCGCGACUUGGCCGUCCAGGGUCUGAUCAAGUUGCAUGAGACUGAGGUCAUGAUUGUCGUGCGAAACAAGGACGUGCGCUUGGUGGAAAGCUUGUUGCCCGAAAUCUUGUCCAACUAUGCGCAAAUCCUCAAGCGUGAAACUGGCUUGGACGUGAGCAAGACCGCCUUGACCGUGUGCAAAGAGGAGCGACAGCUCCUCCCUGCGACCUCGGCCGGCGGGGUCAAGCUGGUGGCGCGCCAAGGCAAGAUCGUGUGCGACAACACAUUGGACACGCGUUUAAUGCAAGUCAACUACGAACAAAAGCCCAAGAUCCGCCAAAUGUUGUUCCCCGAAGUCAAGAAAUAGGUGCUUCUCGCACUUUGCAUGGGCCGCGACCGACAUGGCCCUGUCCGCCUCGAGUCUGCCCAAGUUGAUCUGCUCCUCUGGUUAACGUAAUGCAAGUCAAACAUGGUGGGCAGUGUUGCAAAGACAAAAA
Aphanomyces invadans is the source of this 862-nucleotide messenger RNA. RefSeq lists its product as hypothetical. Lineage: Eukaryota; Oomycota; Saprolegniomycetes; Saprolegniales; Verrucalvaceae. The record is from RefSeq and is a predicted model, not a curated record. Gene Ontology annotation, biological process: proton transmembrane transport. The transcript has 5 exons. Bases 43 to 732 code for a protein of 229 amino acids. Gene Ontology annotation, cellular component: proton-transporting two-sector ATPase complex, catalytic domain. Gene Ontology annotation, molecular function: proton-transporting ATPase activity, rotational mechanism.